UCUUUACCGCUUUUCCUACCGCUAUUUUUAAUGAGAAUGCUCGAAUUCCAAUGCUUUCUGGUGACAAUUAUGCUGAAUGGAAGGAGAAAGUCUUUCUCACUUUAGGGUGCUCGAAUCUGGACUUGGCACUCCGUGUGGAUGAACUACCUAUUCCCAUGGAAUCAACCCACAUAAGCCAAAGCAUUAGGGGUUCUAUCCCUAAUAGCGAUAAGGUCAAAGCUUAUAUGAAGGCAAUUGAUGAACAAUUCGUAAGCUCUGACAAGGCAUUGGCCAGCACCCUUAUGAAGAGGCUCUCAAGUAUGACUUUCGACGGAAGUCGUAUAGUGCGUGAGCACAUUAUGGAGAAGAGAGACAUUGCUGCUAAACUCAAGUCCUUUGAGGUUGAUAUGUUUGAACCAUUUCUUGUGCAUUUCAUUCUCAACUCACUUCCUGGGAAUAUGGUUCGUUCAAUAUUUCUUACAACACACAUAAGGAUAAAUGGUUAA
This is a messenger RNA of Nicotiana tabacum (common tobacco), 485 nucleotides long. NCBI's taxonomy places the organism in Eukaryota, Viridiplantae, Streptophyta, Magnoliopsida, Solanales, Solanaceae. The record is from RefSeq and is a predicted model, not a curated record.